CGCUUUAUUUUAGAUGCUUCGUGCAGCAUAACGGUAUCCGUAGUAAAAUAAGUCGCGCUUCAAAUAGACUUGCGUUUUAAUUUUAAAAUUUGAAAAAAGAAAAAUGAAUUCGAAUUACAAGUGUCCGAUACCGAUUUUCGACAGCGUGUUUAGUAUUAAAAUUCUUAUGUACAAAAAUUACUUAGUCGAUAUUAAUACCAAAAUGUCAUAAUCAGAAAACAGUGUUGUUUGUUUGCGGUGUUUCGGUGGUAACGAUGGCCAACUCCCCAACAAGUAUUGAGACGCAAAUAGACAGUUUCUUAGAACAAUUUAAAAAAAGUGCUUCGAAGGCAAUGGAAGAACGGAUGGAGUGGCCUGACGGGCCAUUACCAGGUGGAGUAGUUAAAUCACGAAGUAGCUGCUUCACCUUAGAUUCUCCUGUUGAAGCGGAAUGCGAUGGAUGCAGCAGCGAGAAUGACGAAGGUCGAAAUGUUGGAGAGUUAUUGCUGCCACAGUAUGCUCUUGCCACUGGCGGUUUGGCGCGCGACCACCGUCCUCUUAUCACGUUCCCAGACAACAAUAACUUCCACGUACUUACACCAAGUGAAUACCGCCGACUCCUACUCUACCUCACUUCAGUGCCCUCACUACUGGAAGCGGAAAUGGGCUUCCACAUAAUAAUUGACCGGCGGAAAGAUAGAUGGAACUCUGUAAAAGCAACGUUAUUGAGAAUAUCCGAAUUCUUCCCUGGCGUAAUCCAUACGGUGUAUGUCUUACGUCCCGCAAGCUUUCUUCAAAAGGCAUUAUCGGAAGUGAGCAGUAAAUUAUUCAAAGAGGAGUUCCGGUUUCGUGUGCUGGUCUGUUCUUGUGUGGAAGAGUUGUACGAACACUUCGACAGGUCACAGCUAACUCCAGAUUUGGGCGGUGAAUUACAGUAUUCACAUUCAGAGUGGAUUCAACAACGGAUAGCUUUAGAGAAAUUUUCGACUCUAAUGAAGGAGAUAUCCACGAAAUUGGACGAGUUUAUGCACGAAAUAGUUGAUUGCGACAUGGGAAACGAUCCCGCACAAACCAAAGACCUUUUAGACUGUCAAGAAUCUAGUUAUAAAGCUUUAAAAACCGAACUGGCGUCAGCGACAACGCAAGGCGAAGAUUUGCUGACACAAGUGCGAAAACCAAAUCUUACUUAUAAUAUUAUUAGUCACGUGGCCGCUGUUGAAAGGCUACUAGUUCAACUCGAAGAGACUGAAAAACAAUUCGACAACUUUUGGAAGAAACAUUCCAUGAAAUUAAACCAUUGGCUCAAGUUCCGAACAUUUUUAUUAAACUUUAAACAAAUGCAGGCGACUUUAGACACGCAUUUAAAGGCAGCAUGUGAUAUGACAGAAGUGGGUGAAACUGCGAACCGGGUCGAUGGCCUAAUACAUGAGGCUAACGAUUUUGAAAAACUAUGCAAUGGAGAUCUAGAAGCUGCAUCAUCAGUAAUUGACGAAGGUGAAACAUUGAUGCAAGAUCCAUUGAGUUCAGUGGAUCAUAUCGAGUCAAAAUGUGAAGAAUUAAGACGAACGAGUGCUUUAUUGUUGGACAAAAUAAAUAAACGAAAUCUGCUUUUGGCUAAAGCAAGAGAAGUUAUGGAUCGAAUAGACAAGGCAAAUGAAUGGUGUACCACUGGAGUUGAAAUUUUGGCGGGAGAAGGCGGUCUUAUAGCUGUAGAUAAACUCAUAGAAGAUGCGAAGACAUUCGGACUGACGUCACCCGAAGAAUUCCGGGAGAUGCUCAUGCAAUCUGCAACACAGGAAACAAGGGCGCUAGUGACACAAGUAUCACAAAGAGUAGAAGAUGUGUGGUUAAUGGUGACUGUGAAGCGGGCAACACUUCAGCGAGCAGCGGCUAAGCCUGCUCGUCCCGUGCAGUCUGUCCCACCACAGAGUGCUGCCAUACUACCACUAGCCGAAAAGAUGGAGACAUCAGGAGGGUCAGAAAGUUCUGGAGGAGAAGAUUCAGAGGCUCGGCGAUCACGGAGAGGCCACGUUCUUGCGGAACUUCUACAGACUGAGAGAAUCUACGUACAAGAAAUGGGCUCAAUUCUCACUGGAUACAAAGAUGAAAUUGAAAAAGCGGAAAACCAACACGCCCUGCCAUCAGGAUUAGCAGGACAGGCAGAUGUUCUGUUUGGAAACCUUCACGAACUCUUCACAUUCCAUCAAGAAAUAUUUCUUAAGGAUUUAGAAAAAUCCAUCUCAGCGACAGAACUUGUUGCGCUCUGUUUUGUUGAAAAGAGAGAAACAUUCUUCCGCCUAUACAGUUAUUAUUGCCAAAACAUACCUCGUUCAGAAAGGCUUCGAGAGACACUGGUGGACACACAUCUAUUUCUUCAGGCUUGCCAACAACGCCUCGGGCACAAGCUGCCCUUAGCUGCUUAUUUGCUCAAACCAGUGCAAAGGAUUACUAAAUAUCAGCUUUUAUUAAAGGAUCUCCUCCGGUAUAGCGAUUGUGGGUCAAUGAGUGCUGGUCUCCAACAGGCAUUGGACUGUAUGCUGGUGGUCCUCAAAUGCGUAAAUGACUCCAUGCACCAGAUCGCUAUAACUGGCGUACCGGUUGAUCUCAAUCAACAAGGCGAACUUCUAUUGCAAGGGUCCUUCCUCGUAUCAUCUGAGACAAAACGCGAUCUCCGACUGCGUAUACGUCCGCGACGCAGACAUAUUUUCCUUUAUGAAAAAGCGAUGCUCUUCUGCAAACCAGCUGCUAAGAACAGCCACAAUAAAGCCACUUACCACUUCAAACAUGACUUGCAGAUGUCCCAAAUCGGUCUAACCGAGUCCGUAAAGGGUGAUGUGCGUAAGUUCGAAGUAUGGCGUCAAGGCAGGGCCGAAGUGCAUACGAUAAGUGCGCCCACUGUUGAAAUUAAAAGGGCCUGGGUUGAGAGGAUCAAAAGGGUUCUACUUGACCAGCUCAAGGAACUCAAGGGAGAACGGGUCAGACAAUACGCACAACAUCAUAGGACACUAAUUCAAACCAGCUCCUGGGAUCUGGGUCCCCAAAAGGAGCGACCCCAGCCACCAUCGAAUCCUUCACGAACGGGUUCUUGUGAUAAUCACGAUGAGCCCUGCUGGUCCACAGAUCCGUCAGAGGACGAAGAAGACGAAGCCGAGCACGCACCGGCGGUGGGUUGCGCGCUCAUGGCCCUGUCCGACUACACCGCGGUGGGAGCCAGUGAGGUAUCCCUUCGGGAGGGGCAACACGCAGAGCUACUUAAGGUGGGCUGCGCGGGAUGGUGGUACGUGCGACUUGCAGGUGGUCAGGGUGAAGGUUGGGCGCCGGCGGCUUACCUUGACCAGCGUAAGACUUCGCGCUCGUCGAGUCGUUCUCACGACCGACUGCACGACCACUAAACUCGAAUGGCGUUAACUCGCAAAUCACUUUGAGCCUUUGACCCAAUAGCUUUACUCCAAUUAUAAGUCUUCUUGGAUAAGACAUAUGGCUAUUGAUGAUUAUUCUUGUCAACAGCCAUGAAGGUCUUAAGCGUCGUUUUCUGUUUGGGCAUAGAAUGCAUUUCAAAAUUUUGUAAAUAGUUGUUUCUAGAAGUUGUAGCGUUUUUUGUACCAUAGUGAGCCUUUUUGACGUAGUGCACUGUGUUUCGUUCACCUUUAUGUAGUUUAUAAUACUGUGACGUUUGUAGAUGUAUCAAUGACCUUAUAGUUAAAAGUAACCCGACUUAAGUCAAAAAAUCGGAAAUUUCAAUAAUCCAAGUUUACAAAGUGCGCUUACCCGCUUGUGUAAUGUUAUAUAUAAAUGUUAUAAAAGCUUUAUUGUAUUAUCCCCUUACUUAUAAACAUAUCUUAAUAUUACUAAUAAUUUAGGACUUAAGUAAUGUAAAUUGUACGACUAUUUUUAUAAGUAAGGGGAUGUGCUAGAUGUGUAUGAGAAUCCAAAGUGUAGUGGCGUAGAAAAUUGUUAAGCGGUAUGAGAUUGAGGUUGUUAUAUAUGAAAAAUCAAAUCAGAAAUCGACCUUUAGAAAGAGAUAAUGAGCGACUUCUUAGAUCGCUGUCUCUGUUACACUUAUGAUAUAUUUACAAGCCCUUAAAUAUCCUUAUCACUUUGUAAUGUGAUACAGAUAAAAAUUUAAUUGGUUAAUCAUUUCACUUCGAACUCCUUUUUAUUAUGGGACAUAGACAAAUAGAAAUUUUCAAAGAUCGGUAUGCAAUUCAAAUUUGUUUUUUAGAAGGUUUCGCAAUAUUGGUAUCAAUCCUUUGCUUUUUUUUAUAACACAAAGUCUUUAAAGAUAUUUAAAUAUCUGUAUCGAUAUUUCGAUGUUGGGACCUAAAAUUUCAUAAACGUUUUCUUUGUAUAUUUUCUACCAUUUACGUUAAUUCUAAAAUAAUAAAACCUUAUCUUUGACUCCAAUACUUGUAAAUAUUUAGUUUUAGUUAUUUAUUUCAAAUGAGUUAGUCUCAAACGUCCAUGACAAAUGUGUACAUAGUUUGGUACAUUACCCUCUCAUUUCACGAUGUAACAACCAAAAUAUAUCCCAUAGCAGAUUAAGCAUAAUUUAACAGUUUGAGACAAUAAUAAUAUCGUGAAAUGUUUCUUAAGGUUGUAAGAUAAAGAUUGUAGCUAUCAAAGUAUCAUAUCCAUGUAAUCAUAUCAUUGUCGCUUUGCGUUUGUUAUUUAAAAACGGCGUAUAACGAAAACCCCGUAAUUUCUGAAAUUAGCAUAAAUUGUAGAGUCGAUUGGCUAUGGCUAACAUUCAUUGACAAGCUGACUCUUCCAUCUGUCAAACUCUAGUGCUCUACGAUUCUAUCCCAUCUGGUAAUUGACUUAUGGAUUUUGCCAAAAAUGCUUAAAAAUGUCUGUCUGAAUAUUUACGACACCUCUUCAGUUACAAAUUACUGGGAUGUCAUCAUACCAUAAAUCGCGCUACUUAAGUUAUUCCGAGCGCUUAGGACAACUCGACCUUAGUUGUAGCCACCGGGGUGUUACGGCCGGCCAGUGAUUUAACUGGCCAACGUUACUUUCUUUACAUCUUAGGUAGUACCUCCUACACCUAACAAAUUUGUCAUUAAUUUUAGAUAUUUUAUAUCGUAUAGCCGUAUUUGUUUUGAUAUAUCAUUUUUAAGGACCAUUUCAUAAUAAACGGGGUACGGGAUUUUGUUAUACGCUGUAUUUUAAAAGUAUUUGUGAGUGAGGUGCCUAUUUGCUUUUUGGUGUUAUAAAUACCUAGGUGUCUACUAGUCUACGUUUUUAUAUCUGUGUUGUUGGUAUGCAUUUGAGAUGUCAUUAUUAUUUGUCAAAUGCAUUUUGUUACGAAUCAUGCAAAAUAAACAUUACAAGGAUUUUACCAUUUUAUUUGUUUUAUUUUAAUAUUUUGGCUAAGUUUCAUAAUCCACGCUUUAUUUCCUUAGAAAAUUAUUUUAACUUCUUUUCUUUAUAUCAUCAAUACAAGAUUUUGUAAAGUUAGUAUAAUGUAGUAAAUGUGUAAUUCCAUAUUGAAAGUGCAAAUAAAAUAAGUACGGCUGUGAACUCCUCAGGGACAACUUAUAGAUUACUCAUAUUAAAAAAACC
Molecule: messenger RNA, 5541 nt
Organism: Pieris rapae (cabbage white)
Lineage: Eukaryota; Metazoa; Arthropoda; Insecta; Lepidoptera; Pieridae
Product: guanine nucleotide exchange factor DBS
Exons: 20
Coding region: 255-3371 (1038 amino acids)
Biological process (GO): intracellular signal transduction
Cellular component (GO): cytoplasm
Molecular function (GO): protein binding; guanyl-nucleotide exchange factor activity
Source: RefSeq, a predicted model, not a curated record